Messenger RNA from Anopheles gambiae (African malaria mosquito), 5168 nucleotides. RefSeq lists its product as uncharacterized. The transcript has a single exon. The coding region runs from base 4056 to 5099 and encodes 347 amino acids. The record is from RefSeq and is a predicted model, not a curated record. Lineage: Eukaryota; Metazoa; Arthropoda; Insecta; Diptera; Culicidae.
AGGUUGUCCACUGUGUGCUCCCUUGUUUGGCUUGCUUGACAUUCGGCGUGGCAAGGGGUCAGAGCAGAAGACACAUAUACUGACGCCCUCCUCCAUGAAAAAGGAUUCGUUCGAGCUGAACCGACGUCACAUACACACAGAGAAGAAACUGACCCGGGAGUACGGCAUCAGGCAACCUUCCUAACCCUAUCACCCGUUUGCAAUGACGAUGCGAAGGAUCUGACGUGUGUCCUGUCAUGCUGGUAAUGUCUGAAAAAAGAGGAGCGGGCAGCAACACCGCCGACAAGUUGCAACAUGUCGGAUGACCUAGAAUUAUCCCUUAGUUUCCGUUCCGUUACGGCCAAACGUUAAGGUGUGACUGGUUCGGUCAGGCCAGGUGCUACCAGGGCAAAACAGGGGUUCAAAUCUUACAGCACACUACCAGCAGACAGCAGAUCCCCUCGUUUCCUUCUUAUCCAGUAGUACGGGCAAAUCGAUGAACUGUAAAUUAUUCCACUCAGGCAUUUAAUUGUGUGCUCCAUCCGAGACGCCUUUAGUGCAUUGGGAGGAGGAGUGGUAAGAAGCAAUGGGUAGGAGGUCAAUGGAUAAGAAUUUAAUUUACGCCUGUCUUAGCCAGGAAUGUUCUUAUUAAGUGCCGUAGACGUCGUUUCGAAGAUGGUUACGGUUUGCGAAAUGGCUAACACCGUUAGCAGAAUUGGGACGGUGUGUGUAUGCAUAUGCAGGCAGGCCAUAGCCUUAUCUGUGCGAGUGUAUGUGUGUGUGCAUGUGUAUCUUGCAGAAGGUUUUGGCCCAUGGCCCAAUUUAAAUCUAUAGAUCCAUUCAGGAAGCUUUACACAAUAUGCUUCCUUCACCAUGCUCCGGAGCAUGAUGAUGCAUUCAUGUGCAGGCGAAAUUAGUCGUAUUAAAUUCGCCCAUCGUCGUUGUCGUUGUCUGGGCAUAUUGGCUCUUCACCCAGUGUGGUAAUACUGCUGUAGCUCGCACACAAAGACGGAGAUUUAAUAAAACUUAACAGUGAACGAGUUGUUCAAAUAGCAUUUCCAAACAAUGGAGUUGCAACGAGAGCCCGAUUAAAGUAACUUUAUUCUGAUCCGUGUGUGCAACCGUCGUCCGCAAAGGGAUAGAAUCGACUCUUCCCCUGCUUCAUAUGAAGCUAAUGAAGCUGGGACAAUUUGAUCCGAGAUUCGUGCGAAAGUGAGUCGCUCAUCAGUCGUUGGAUGAAGUUUGCUUCAUUUUCCACUUGCGAGUUUUUUUUUUCUUUUACGUGAUGGCGACAUGAUUCCUACACGAUUAGUACCAUUGGAACCGUUAUCUGAUGACUACGGGGAUAGUUUUGCACAUGGAGGAACACUGGUUGUUGCAACUUUCGAGAAAACGAUUAUCCCAACCAACCCUCCCCGGCUGCUCUUGUGCGAGCGUGUUUGCUUUUGCUCAACCAACCUCCUCCCCAGUUGUCACUUUGUCCACCCGCGUUCGGAACGCGCUUGGCAUAGCGGCACUAUCUGUUCGUUUAACUUCGUGUUUGACACGCCAGAGACAAUCAUAAUCCUUGCUAUUUACCAUCGUCUCACACCCGUAUCUCCCAGCGCGCGCGGUACGUGCGCGGCCGGGGAAGGCUCGGGUCGGGUUAAAAUUGAAACCAAACUUACUUAAUCUCUUUUGCCCGGCUGUGCAUAUUUGGCUCCGUUCCCGAGCAGUGCAACUUCAUUUUCUCCAGCCGUGCGACGGUUGGAAACAUGGCGUCAUUUUGGUUAGGUUCGAAGGAAUGAGCCGCGUUCGGUUGUGCCUUUUCCAAUUCUAGACCCUUUGGAAGUAGGAUUUUCCGCUUUUUUUUAGAUGUUCACCAUUUAUUUCUUCACGAAGCUGCAUGGAACGCCGGAUGGAAAGAUGGGCAGGGCCGGCGGAAGUGUGAUAAAAUCUAAUUAAAUUUAAACUUUAUCUUAAUUUCAAUUUCAAUUUUCGGCUGUACCGGGCGACAGAUUUUACCACCAACCCCGUAAGAUACACGCCGUGGUCUGGGGGAUCCGCCGUUCGCUGUGCAGAAGAAGAUACAAUAAAGUUUGCACCAAACAACGCGCGCUGGUGGCUGUGCUUGGUUCCGAGAUUUGGCUGUACUGUGUUGGUGGGGAAUGGAACAAGCAUUUACUCUGUCUGUAGCUGUCGUGUACCCUUCCGAGUUUCUGUUUACUGUAAUUUUUGCACAGCUGUUGGUUGUGACAACAAGCUUCUCUCUGGUUUCGCUUUGCAAAGUGUGUCCCCUUCAGUUCAGAGCUGCAGCGCUGGCACAGGGGUCCUUUCUGGUGGUUUUAGGUAGAGGGGUUGUGGGUUAGGUUGUAUGCGCACACUGCAGCAUACCACAAAAGCAGCAAAAUUAAAGCAUUCCAAAGCGACCAAACCCGAAGGUUUCGAUUUAUUACUCACAUUCCUGGCGGUUGAAUUCGGUUGUCUUGAAGGUUUAAUGUCAUUUCGGUAUUCGUAGCCGGAAGAGAGCUUUAUUGUUGAAGUUGAAGUAAAAUAAGAAGAUGUGCAAAAGUUGAAGUCUUAUUUCACGUGAAUUUUAAGAGCAUCGUUUCAGAUGUCCUAGAUAUGCGCUAGACGUCAGAUAAACAUAACCAACUUUUUGUAGUUCCUCUAAUCAUGGUUCUUGCUGCUAUUCCCAUACCUCCAAAGUAGGUGAAGGCACAAAACUGUCUUCACAACCCCAAGAAAGAUCAAAACAAAAAGACGAGCAUCUUGUACGAGUAACUUCAAACUUCACAAACAAAUAGAGACCAACUAAAGAGAGGCACCGACCGUCAUGUUUCUUUUCAAACGUUUCAAAAAGCCUCGAAUCAAAAGCUCAACCAGCACCUACACCGAACCGUAAACUAUCCCCGGCAUUAAAUCUUACCAAAAACUCGCACAGGGGGGGCGUGCGCUCUGUUAAAGGCGGAAAGUUUUAAUGAAUUAAAUACUUCCCGCUCAGCAAACAACCAGUCGCCCAGUGCUCUCUGCCCUGUAGAAAGGAAUUAGUAGUAAAAACGUGGAAAAAAGCCAGUACGGCGGAUGUUGUCGCCUGGUGAACUUUUCAACUUCCGCCCGGUACCUCCAAAUCUGUAGCGGAAAUCCAGCUCGAAAGAUGCUCGUACCCCGGAGUGUUGUGCCCUCGUGGUGGGGUUUGAAAGGUUCCACCUCCUACUCGCUGUGCUGAUGUGCUCAUUCCUUUGUCACUGCUUGUGCGCGCAUACUGCCCACCACUGCCUCGCACCAGAUCUUGGCGCGAUGUUCUAGGGCAGACCGGGUAAAUUAUCUCCCAGAACGCGUCCGAUAAGCGGCAGCACAAAUCUGCGCCAAACGGCACCGUCUAUCUCACUGCUAUGAUGACGCUCGAUCGGAGGUGGUGUUGGAGUGCUGUGUCGUUGUGUGUGUCUGCACCCAUUGAAAAGCGUCCACUCGAAGUACUCACGGGCGGGUGAAGCUUAUCUUGUUCCAACUUACCCGAGGUACGGGCUUAGCCCACAGGGUCGUUAUCCGCGAGAUGCGGGAGAGAUGCCCUUAAACGGGGAAGACGUUGUGCGGGAUGGGCAGGUACGUUGCUCCCUGCCCCCAGUGUAAACAGUUCUGCUACGGGUUCAGAACUCGCUCGUCAUUAAACCCUUGGAGAACAGUUGGUGACGGUGAACGAUGCCACCCAGCAGAUGCUCCAAGAUGAGACUCCAGUGGAAGUUUUUAUUUAUUUCUCGCUCCAAGUGAAUGGUAAAUAGAGAUUGAUUUCUAAUGAACUUGCCGCUUUGAACGGUGAUUCGUGGAAUGUGCAACUGUUUUGCGUCCUUCGGAGUACGUGCGAAGGGUCAGUUAACGCUAUUGCUACUGUCACCGGUGUGGAUUUUAAUCCGUCUUGACGACGUAGCGAGAGCAGCGAAGCUGAUAAGGUUUCCAGAAAGCUCACACACAAACAUAGUGUCCCGAUAUGCGCUGCAGUUCUUCACCCUGCCAGCCAGUCGCGCUUUGCAUUACUUUGAAGUCGGUUCUUCGUUCGGUUCGUCGGAACGCUCGCCCUGCUCGUGCCUGUUUGAGAGAUGGUUGCCCGGUUUUUGCCGCUACUGCUCCAAGCGGGCGUGCUGCUGCUCGCCCUCACCGGGUGCAUUUGCCGGGCGCAGUCGAAGAACUUCAAGUGCUCGAUUAUAAAUGAAGCCGGAUUUUGCUUCAUCGAGAAUGUGCACCUGGACGUUUCCACCAACGGCAUCGGGGGUGAUUCGAUACAGUUUCCACGCCACCCGACGCUGCUCAUCAAAUCCGGCGCCAUACCGUACUUCGGCAAGGACAUUUUCGCCCUGCUGGGUAACACGAAGCAGCUGCACGUGUACAACCAGACCAGCAUUCGCAAUCUGUUCAUACCGGUGACCAAUCUGACGGAGAUAAACGUUCAGCGGAACGGGUUGCUAGAGUUUGAUGUCGAGCCGGUCGAAAAUCGGGAGCUGAAGAUGCUCUCGAUCGUGCACAAUGGGUUGGUGACGGUGCCGCGAAACAUCCGCUUCCUAGUCGGGCUAGAAAAGCUGUACCUCUACAACAACUCGCUCGAGUACUUUGACCUGGAGCCGCUGGCAAACGCGAGCCACUCGCUGAAAAUUCUCUCCAUCUACGACAACCACAUCAAGACGCUCGAUUCGCGGUCGGCACUGUACUUUCCCAAGCUGCAGACGCUCUCGCUGAGCAAGAACAAGCUGGCGUUUGUGCCGUACUUUGAGGAAUCGUUCCCCGCCGUGACGGUGGUGUCGCUGCGCAAAAACCCCUGGAACUGUGGCUGGCUGCACACGACCAUGCAGUACAUUGAGGCGCGCAAGAUACAGGUCGUGCGGAAGGAUGCGGCCUGUCGCGAUCGGUGGAUCAGUGAGAUCUGCUGCACGUACACGGUGCUGGACUUUAUGUUCGAUCGUGCGGCGGCUCAGAUACGGCGCGAGCAGCAGCUGCUGCGGAAUGUGACGCACGAGAAUCGGCGGCUGGUGGAGACGGUGCAUCAGCUGGCGGAUGACUUGCAUCGGCUGCAGUCGCAGCUCGACCAGCAGCAACAGCCCGCGAGCGAGAAGAGUAUCUCCGAUGCGAGGACUGGUGAUAGUGUGUAGCUGCAUGGCUGUGUUGUGUGUUGAGUGUAUUACGAAUGCAAUAAAGUGGUGCCUCUUGAUAUCAAGAAA